AUGUCUGGACACCGCGUCAGUAACAGGCCGAAGGUCCCUACAGAGAAGCGAAGAGCAGCUGAGUCACCACCGAGAAGUGAAAAGACAUACAAGAAACCACGCACCGAUGAUACUGAUACUCAGCCGAGCACAAGUGGCAGUAGCCGCAAGGCUAUCACAGGCCCAAGGGCCUCGACAGCGAGUGCAGGUGCCUCGACAGCGAGUACAAAGGCUUCAAGAGCAAGCGUCAAGGCCUCGACAGCAAACGCGAAGCCCUCGACGGCGAGUGCGAAGGCCUCGACAGUGAACCCGAAGGCCUCGACGGUGAACCCGAAGGCCUUGACAGUGAACCCGAAGCCCUCGACAGUGAACCGCAAGCCCUCGACCGCGAACCCAAAGCCAUCAAGGCAGUGCUCCGUCGAGAUUGAGGAAGUCGAGGAUGUUGACGACGUGAUCUCACGGACUCGGAAAGGAAGCAAGUCGAAAGUAAUAGAGUUGUCGAGCUCCGAAGACGAAGAGGAUGACCCCACCGAGCCGACUGACUCGGAGAAUGGCGAGGACCUUGAGGAGCUAACAGCCGAGGAAGAACUCGCACAGAUGCAGAAGAAAUGGACAUCACCGACGUACGCGUUCUUCAAACCCGAUCCGUUGAUAGAGGGUCAGGCGGUACCUUGA
Messenger RNA from Fomitopsis serialis, 654 nucleotides. RefSeq lists its product as uncharacterized. The coding region runs from base 1 to 654 and encodes 217 amino acids. NCBI's taxonomy places the organism in Eukaryota, Fungi, Basidiomycota, Agaricomycetes, Polyporales, Fomitopsidaceae. The record is from RefSeq and is a predicted model, not a curated record. The transcript has 3 exons.